UCAAAACUUUUUUAAGCGAAUUUCAAAUCUCCCACAACACGCGGAUUGAUCACAAAACAUAUCUCAUAAAAAGCGAUGACAGCCAUUUGAUCACCGCGAUUUUUCUCUCGUGUUGUGGCCACCUUGACUUUGUGUUGUCAGCGCAUUUCAACAGACGUAUGCAUGUGUAUGUUAUAAUGCACGCAUGUGCACACGUGUAUCACGGUUCUCAGACCGCGUUCACAUCGUUCAUUCCCGAUGAAAUCGUAAGAGGCGUUGAUCGCCGGUGGAAAAUAGAGAGGAAAAAGAUACCAAUGAUAUUCGUCCUUGAUUAUACAUAUCGAGUUAUCUCCUAUUCUUCCAUUGUUACAGGCGUGUUGUAUGUAUGUAUGUAUCAGACGAGCUCUCUCCUCUCUUGAAUCUCGCGCGGCGAAGCACGCGUCAUCGCCCGUGUUGUCAUCUUCCGAAUUGUAUAAAAAAUUUCGUCAGAGCAGACAGAGAGCGAACGAACAUCAAAGGAAGAAGAACGCGCUUCGUCAAAUGUCUCGCCGACGAAGUGGUUAGAUAUUGAAGAGCAGAGAGAGAUAGAGAGAGAGAAAAGGAAAGACAGAUAGAUAGAAUUGGAGCCAGCUGGUUUUGCGAGCAGCCCGUCGCGGGCCCGUCGCGUACGCUGAGAAAGCAUCGUCUGCGAGGAGUGUCGAAGUGUCGUGAAGUGAUAAUAUCGCUCGGGGAGUCCAGCGGCGGACAUCGCACACCGAGCUAUCAAUCGCGCGCGCGACAACAAUGGCAAAGACGUACGAUUAUUUAUUCAAGUUGCUCCUAAUCGGCGACUCCGGCGUAGGCAAGACUUGCGUGCUGUUCCGAUUCUCCGAGGACGCGUUCAACACGACCUUCAUCUCCACCAUCGGCAUUGACUUUAAGAUUCGUACCAUCGAAUUAGACGGCAAGAAAAUUAAACUACAAAUAUGGGACACUGCUGGACAAGAAAGGUUUCGUACCAUAACCACAGCGUACUAUCGUGGAGCAAUGGGAAUUAUGUUGGUGUAUGAUGUUACAAAUGACAAAAGUUUUGAGAACAUUAAAAAUUGGAUUCGAAAUAUAGAGGAAAACGCAUCUGCAGAUGUGGAAAAAAUGUUAUUAGGUAAUAAGUGUGAGCUUACAGACAAAAGGCAAGUGACUAAGGAAAGAGGUGAACAACUAGCUGUCGAAUAUGGCAUUAAAUUUAUGGAAACCUCUGCAAAAUCUAGUAUCAAUGUUGAAGAAGCUUUUUAUACUUUGGCACGUGAUAUCAAAGCAAAAAUGGAGAAAAAAUUGGAAGCGUCGAAUCCACCGAAAGGCGGCGGUCAUCAGUUGAAAGCUUCAGAACCACAAAGGAAACCACCUAGUUGGCUCGCUCGUUGUACUAUACUCUGACCCUUUAAAUAUUUUCAAUUAUUCAGUGAGAAGACACAUCUAUUUACAAUCAUUAAAUACUUAUGUUCAUUUUGUCGAACAAAACCAAUGUUUUGUGGAACUUUUUAUGUCCCCAGUAUUGGGUUUAGCAAUGGGCUUACUCCUUGACAAUGAAACAAUCACAUUUGUAUUAAAAACUCAAAAAUUACUUACAUGAAUGUAUUUUUUGCCGAAAAAACCCUCAGAGGAGAAAAUAUAUGUUAGAAUUUUGUAUUUUAUUAUAUAUAAGAAAAAGAGGGUACACAUUUUAAUGAAACUAUUACAAUUGCUAUGUACUCUUCAAUUCGUUAAUUACUAUAAUUAAGUGGAUUUAUAUAUAGGUGAUAAUUUUUGUGAUAAAUAUAUCGAUUGAGAUUUAAUUGUCUUAUAUCUUAUCAUAUUACUUCGAAAAUUUAUGAUAUAAUUAUUAAAUUACAAUUAAAAAUUACUACAUGUGAUAUAUUAAUAAACACACAAUGAAUUUCUCCUCUGGUGUUUUUACACAUUCGAUGGGUAUAAUCACAAUUUUUUUAUCAAAAAAACUUGAAUAUAAAGUGUAUCUUAAUUUUAUGGCAAUGGGAUGAACAUUUUUUAUGCACGAAAUUCUGUAUUGUUUCAAGAUAAUUUACAUCGUGUGUGUUUUUUGAAGGAUCAUGUUUGUAAGAAUAUAUAUAGAAACAUACAUCACACAAACACACACUAUGCAACAUCACAUAGAACGACUAAAAAUUAAAAAAAAAAAUAAAUAAGAUUAAGCAGUAUAGAUAUCACAAUCGUUUUUAUACUGUUAUUAAGCAGAUAUAGCUUUUUCACAAAAUUAACGGAAAAACAUAAAAUGUACUAGAGCAUUAACUGAUGAUGUAAUUAAAAUGCCUUGUGACGAAUUGAACAAGAA
Messenger RNA from Camponotus floridanus (Florida carpenter ant), 2305 nucleotides. It is a transcript of the gene Rab8, whose product is annotated as ras-related protein Rab-8A. Gene Ontology annotation, molecular function: GTPase activity; GTP binding. Gene Ontology annotation, biological process: protein localization to plasma membrane; regulation of exocytosis; protein secretion. The transcript is spliced from 4 exons. Gene Ontology annotation, cellular component: plasma membrane; synaptic vesicle; endosome. Lineage: Eukaryota; Metazoa; Arthropoda; Insecta; Hymenoptera; Formicidae. The record is from RefSeq and is a predicted model, not a curated record. The coding region runs from base 763 to 1392 and encodes 209 amino acids.